Molecule: messenger RNA, 895 nt
Organism: Suncus etruscus (white-toothed pygmy shrew)
Lineage: Eukaryota; Metazoa; Chordata; Mammalia; Eulipotyphla; Soricidae
Gene: NR0B2
Product: nuclear receptor subfamily 0 group B member 2
Exons: 2
Coding region: 25-864 (279 amino acids)
Biological process (GO): negative regulation of transcription by RNA polymerase II; circadian rhythm
Cellular component (GO): nucleus; cytoplasm
Molecular function (GO): transcription factor binding; transcription corepressor activity
Source: RefSeq, a predicted model, not a curated record
CAGAAAGCAGGAGAGCAGGGAGGAAUGAAGAGCCUUUCCUCCACCAUGAGCUCCAGCCAGCCUGGGGGCUGCCCGUGCCAGGGUGCUGAAGGCCGCCCAGCGAUUCUGUAUGCUCUGCUGAGUCCCAGCCUCGAACCCCACCGAUCUACAGCCCGGAGCCGCUGUCUGUGCCGCCAGCACCGACCUGUGCAGCUGAGUACACCCCACCGUACCUGCCAGGAAGCCCUGGAUGUGCUGGGCAAGACAGUGGUCUUCCUCAGAAACCUGCCAUCCUUCUGCCAGCUGCCCUCGCAAGAUCGGCGGCAAUUGCUGUGGGGCUGCUGGGGGCCCCUCUUUCUGCUGGGUUUGGCCCAAGACACCGUGACCUUCGAGGUGGCCGAGGCCCCAGUCCAUAGCAUACUCAAGAAGAUCCUGCUGGAGGAGCACUGUAGCCAACUGCCUGAGCCACCACAGCCCUCACUGGCUGCUGUACGCUGGCUUCAGUGCUGUCUGGAGGCCUUCUGGAACCUGGAGCUGAGCCCCAAGGAAUAUGCCUACCUUAAAGGGACCAUCAUUUUUAACCCAGACUUGCCAGGCCUUCACACCUCUUCCUACAUUGGGCUCCUACAGCAAGAGGCUCAUCAAGCACUAUGUGAGGUCCUGGAGCCCCAACAUGCAGCAGGCCAGAGCCGGUUGGCCCGUGUGCUCCUUACUGCCUCCACCCUCAAGUCCAUCUCCCCCACCCUGCUUGGGGACCUCUUCUUUCGCCCUAUCAUUGGAGACAUUGACAUUGUUGGCCUCCUUGAGGACAUGCUUCUGCUGAGCCUACCUGCUGCCACCCUAGCAGAGACCAGGUGUUGGCUGGAAGGCAGCUGGCAGUGCUGAAUCUACCCACUCACUGUCCCUGGAUGGGCAA